Stylophora pistillata is the source of this 1345-nucleotide messenger RNA. RefSeq lists its product as uncharacterized. The record is from RefSeq and is a predicted model, not a curated record. Lineage: Eukaryota; Metazoa; Cnidaria; Anthozoa; Scleractinia; Pocilloporidae.
AUGGCUAUUCAUUGGAGAAAGUCUGUUUUGGUCACUCUGACCCAUAGGAGUUACACAGCUGAUGUGAUUAUGAAGGGUACUCCACAGGCCGUAGAGACACUUCUGGCGACUUCUUCCGCUGUUUCAAAUGCGGCAAAUUUGGACACUGAGCUAAGGACUGUCGAUCCUUUUCCCGGCCGGGAAGUUACCAGCCCCCUAGCCACAAUUCAUUCCCUGCAAUCUCCUACAAGCCAACCUCAGGACAACCAAUUCAGCCAAAGCAUUGAAGAUGUCUUGGCGCUGGUAGAUCAAAUUGCUCAGAAUCACGAACUUGAAAGCGGACAUUCAUUAAGUGUUAAGGGUAAUUUGAAAAAUAGUUUAGCGUUCUGGAGAUCUAUAGGUGCUCCGGAUUUUAUUUUGUCUAUUAUUGAAAACGGCUACAGGCUGCCGUUCGUCACUUUUCCGUUGGCCAUAAGGCUUAAGAAUAAUAAGUCAGCUCGACUUCAUCCUGAUUUCGUGGACCAAGCUGUUCUUGAGCUUCUCAAUUCUGAUCGGGUGCGUAUGGUUCAUGAGCAGUCUUUUGUUGUAAAUCCUUUGUCAGUUUCUAAACAGCCAGGCGGUAAGAAGAGAUUAAUUCUCGAUUUGCGCCACGUCAAUAAGUCCUUAAUUAAGCAAAGUUCGAGGACUGGAAAAUUGCUAUGUCUUAUUUUGCGAAAGACGCGUACAUGUUUUCCUUCGGUAUUUUAUGUUUUUACCGUGCUCCCGUUCGGUCUUUCCUCUGCCCCUUAUGUUUUCACAAAGGUUUUGAAGUCUUUAGAAAAGUAUUGGAGAAUACAGGGUCUUUGUAUAGCUAUCUUCUUGGACGACGGUUGGGCGAUUGUUCAGGAUAGCGAAAGUUGUCGCAUUAAGGCCCUGGCCGUAAGGGCGGAUUUGUGUAAUGCGGGUUUUGUUGUCGAUGAAGACAAAUCGGUAGGGGAACCCACCCAGGUAUUGGACUGGCUGGGUAUAACCUGGAAUUCUGCACUAGGUACUUUAAAAAUUGUAGAAAGAAGAAUUGUUAAGAUCGUCAAUACAAUUGAUCAUAUCAUCGAAGCCGAUUUCAAAGUGUCUGCUAGAGAGUUGGCCUCCACAGGUCAAAUUAUCUCUGCCGGCCCCGUAGUUGGUAGCAUUGGCAGGAUAAUGACCAGACAUUGUCUCUUGUCCACCUUGUGCUGGGAUAAGUGGGAUUCUAUAUCCCUUCUCGACCAUUACUGCAAGGGAUAACUGUAUUUUUGGAAAGGAAAUAUGGUUAAUAUCAACACUAGGUACUGCUUUGUAAGAAAAGAUCCAAGUUAUUUUGUUUAUUCGGAUGCCAGUGCUACUGGAG